GUUAGUUAAAAAAAUAAAGGUGUCCGAGAAAUCACAAAGUUUUCCCUCCAUAUUUGAUCUCUCUCAGUUUGGUUGGCACUGUCGUAUCAGAGUCUGGCGCGCGCUUUAUCGCUUUCCUUCUUGGCUUCCGCUCUGCGAUUUCAAUCGCUUCAAGUUUUCUCGGCACCCAACAGAAACUCGAACUCAAUCACAGCCUCUUGAUCUGCCAACUGUCGACAAUGGAAGAGUAUUUGCAGUACAUGAAGACAUUGCGCUUCCAAAUGAACGACGUGGAGGAUCAAGCUAUGAAGAUAUCUAUCCAAGAGCAUAUGCACUUUGCUACUAUUCAAACCAUGGAGAACGAUCUCAACUCUGCAAAAAGUGAGUUAAAACAACUCAAUGAAGAUGCUGAGCGAAUGAUGCAGGCUAAGGGUGAAAUAUGCUCUCAGAUAUUGGAAAAACAAAGAAAAAUAGCCUCUUUGGAGUCUGACAUAUCUAUACUUUCACAGACUCUCGAGCUCAUUCAGCAAGAAAAAGUCAGUUUAGGAGCCAAAAUUAUUGAGAAGAGUACUUAUUAUACCAAAGUUGCUGAGGAUAUCAGUCUCAAAUUCCAAGAUCAGCAGGACUGGGUGAAUGCUAACAUGAUCCGCGGAGAAGUGGACGAGCAAGAUUUGGUUAAACUUGAAAGUGCCAAGCAAGCAAGUGACACGGAAGGAUUUGCUGAUACAGUUGGAGGGAUCUCUAGCACCCGUAUUUACAGCAAUCCUAACAAUCUGGUCGAGAGGGAAGAUCUAUUGGGUAAGUUGGAAUCUGCGGAAGCCAAACUUAGUGAAGUUUCAAAGAAGAAAUGUGCAGUUGUUUUGGAAAAGUCCAAGAUUGAACAGUCGAUUGAGGAGCUUAAGAAUGAAUUAAACGAUUUUAAGCCAGAACUCAGAGCAAUGGAUGAUGUUACAUUGGAGGAAGAGUACAAGGCUCUCUUAUCAGAUCAAGCUGGAGAAACUGAGUAUUCACAGUCACUUCAAGACAAAAUUGCAAAACUGAAGGGAAUUUCCAGUGUGAUUAAAUGCACUUGUGGAAAGGAAUACAAGGCUGGAGUAGGCUUAUGUACAUAAUAAUGCGAACAGUUAUGUAGUUUGGGAGCGUGAAGAAAUGGGAGAAUGCUAACCACUAUACAGGCAAUUGAGGGGGGAAUUGAUAUUUGAUGGUGGUCCUGUUGUAGAAUCUGUCAAAGCUUAACUUGCUGAAGUAUAAUUGCUUCUCUUUGUAAUGUGCUGUACCUAGUCUUUUUACAACAGUAAUGUUCUAGGUUCUCAAUCGUAUUGUUGUGGAAAAAGUUGCUACUAGCCUACUACUCAGGAUAAUAAAUAGUUCGGCUCGGUUCAUAAAUCUUUUACAUUACUAUAGAGUACUGAAAUCAAACUAUUUUUAUCGUGCUGGUGCUACUGUUAUGGACACUAAUAACAGCAAUUUGUUUUGGAAAUUA
Molecule: messenger RNA, 1462 nt
Organism: Cucumis sativus (cucumber)
Lineage: Eukaryota; Viridiplantae; Streptophyta; Magnoliopsida; Cucurbitales; Cucurbitaceae
Product: myosin heavy chain, striated muscle
Exons: 12
Coding region: 219-1091 (290 amino acids)
Source: RefSeq, a predicted model, not a curated record